This is a messenger RNA of Lampris incognitus (smalleye Pacific opah), 1815 nucleotides long. It is a transcript of the gene pgrmc1, whose product is annotated as progesterone receptor membrane component 1. Gene Ontology annotation, cellular component: membrane; endomembrane system. Lineage: Eukaryota; Metazoa; Chordata; Actinopteri; Lampriformes; Lampridae. The record is from RefSeq and is a predicted model, not a curated record. The coding region runs from base 17 to 562 and encodes 181 amino acids. The transcript is spliced from 3 exons.
UGACAGAGAAACAACCAUGGCUGAGGCGGAGAGCGGCGAAACAACUUCUCCCGGAAUUUUGCAGGAAAUCUUCACGUCUCCGCUGAAUUUGACUUUAAUCGGCCUCUGCGUGUAUCUCAUGUACAAGAUCUUCCGCGGAGACAGGCCGGUAGAAGUUGUGGAGGCUGAGAAACCUUUGCCCAAGAUGAAAAAGAAAGAUUUUUUUUUAGCCGAGCUGAAGUCAUACGAUGGGGUUCAAAAUCCACGGAUCCUCAUGGCUGUUAAUGGGAAAGUGUUCGACGUGACCCGAGGGAAGAAAUUCUACGGACCAGAGGGUCCCUAUGGAGUGUUUGCAGGCAGAGACGCCUCCAGAGGCCUGGCCACCUUCUGUCUAGAGAAGGAUGCCCUGAAAGACGAACACGAUGACCUCUCGGACCUCAACGCCAUGCAGCAGGAGAGCCUGAUGGAGUGGGAGACCCAGUUCACCCAAAAGUACGACUAUGUUGGCAAACUGCUUAAACCAGUAGAGGAACCCACAGAGUACACGGACGACGAAGAGGUGAAGGACAAGAAGACUGAUUAGAGGCACCGAGUCUGAGCAGUGAACGGGGGAAAUCAUCCAGAUGCCUUAAAUCACCCUGAAUAAUGUGACAUUCGCUAUCUUGUGGGGGCAGAAGAGGGAAAAAAGAGCAUUUCAGGGUAAAUGCUUCCAAUGGUAUUUUUGGACCAUCCAUUGCAGGCUCCCAUCCAUCUCAGAAUAUCAACGGGUAAAAUCUGUCAGAUUCAAUGCUAACAUUUUAGGCACUGUAUCAUAUCAUAAAGCUGCACAGGCCAGUGAUUUUCAAAGUCUGGUUCGGGACCUGAAGUUGGGUUUUAGGGUGACUGAUAGUAAGUUAAUGGAUCUACAUAUUAUUCCUUAGACAUUGACAUCUUAUACAAAAGUGUUUUGCUUUACUGUUUCAAAAAAGUCGUUGAAAUACUGACUGUUAAUGUUCAUUAUAUAGGCUGACUAAAAUACUGUAGACUUGGUUUGCUGCCCCAAAAGGUGAAAGACUGAUGUACAUGUACCAAAUGACCGAUAUCAUACAGUUGACCACAGUCAACUGGACGUGGCUCCAGCAGAUUCCAGGAACAACAUCUGAGGUCUCUGUCCAAAAGAGUGUGGUCCUAGGAACAGCUAAGAUACUGCUCAGAACCCUCAAACUCCCAGGCCUCUGGUAGAGGACCCGAGCUUGAGGAAGACACACACCACCCGAAAAAGGGUGAGAGGGAAAUUAUAUAUAUCUGAAAUCCUGUUCAGAGUGCAUGAUUUAGAAUAAGCAAACAAAGCAGAAGAGUUUUGUUCAUUUUGCCCCUUUCAGACAGGUGUACAGAUGUUAUUAACAUUCCAAUUUGUCAAAUAUAUUUACUGACUGUUGAUUUGAUUUGUUCUGGCCCAAUAAUGGUCUAUCUGUUGAACUUAAGUGUGUUCAUGUGGUCCACAGAUCUCGCUGAACUCUGUUGGAGAUCGAAACUCAACAUUGACAAUUCAGUUUGCAUCAUCAAGCUGUUGCACUCAGUCCUUACGGUCCUGUAAGAUUACUGUUGUUUUAGCCAAGACUGUCUUGCUUUUUCAGAUUUAGCAAAGAAGAAACUUACUCAAUAGUUGGCUGCAUUCAUUCACGUUGUGAUGACUAUUAUCUGUUGACAAAAAGGUGUCAAGACAUCGAGUCUUCACGACUUUCCCAGUUUCUCACAGUUUUGAAUUGUUUGUCAUACCUGCUGUUUCACUAACAGAAAGGAACACAAAGUGAGAGAAAACUAUUUGGAAAAAUAAAGACAUAAAACCAAGGCAAA